This is a messenger RNA of Drosophila persimilis, 1976 nucleotides long. Its product is annotated as cysteine and histidine-rich protein 1. Lineage: Eukaryota; Metazoa; Arthropoda; Insecta; Diptera; Drosophilidae. The coding region runs from base 46 to 1194 and encodes 382 amino acids. Gene Ontology annotation, molecular function: zinc ion binding. The transcript has 2 exons. The record is from RefSeq and is a predicted model, not a curated record. Gene Ontology annotation, cellular component: nucleus.
CCAACGUGAUCCACAACUAUCUCGGGACUCGGCCUUGCAAGAAUCAUGGAACUUUCUGAAAGUUCUGAGGAGGAGGAUGCGGAGGACGCGUGCCCAUCAAAAUCGUCGUCUGGAGGGGGCUGUGGGAAUAUUUGCGAAUGUACGGAUGAACGUUGCUGCCUUUGCCGCCUGUUCGAUAAAGGCGACUACGACGACAUCGGGAAUGUGCCCUUCUUCGGUGUUAUCCCGACAGACGUGGAGGGCAGCCCUUUUCUGGAUGCAACAAUUCGCCAGGAAUUUCACUGCAAUCGCUGUGGCACGAUCCCAGUCGGUCGGAUCUAUCAGUGCCACAAAGGCCACCUCAUCUGUGAAGGCUGCCAUCAGGUGCAGGUGCUGGACAAGAUGCUGUUCCAAGCGCUUGGCACCUGUCCGAAGUGCAGUGCCCGGAUGUACCGUCACGCGCCCAACCGGAACAUCAUCGCUGAGCGAAUCCUAUCCGAGAUGAAAAUGACCUGCGAGUAUUGCGGGGCCAAGAUGGUGCGUGCCGCCCUCCGAUCGCACUUCCAUAGCGAGUGCCAAGGGCGCCUGGUGAGCUGCAAGUACAAGCGCAUUGGAUGCCCCUGGUACGGUCCAGCCUCAGAGAUCGCCGCACAUGAUGAGACGUGUGAGUUUCCAGGGAAAACGGGGGCCGAGUUGAUGGAGUACCUCCGUCCAAUACAGGCCGAACGAGAUGCACGGCUACAGAUACUCGCCAAGAUCGAGGAUACGCUGUUGCGAUCACAAUUGACCGUGCGCCUGUUGCACGUCCUGCCUCAAGGACCUAUUCGCAAGUUUCCACACAACGAGUUCGUCUUGGUGAAUGAGUUCCGAACCCACUUCAUGAAAUGGUCGCUGCUCAUCAUGUGGCAGAGUCCAGCUGCCGACGAUGAUCAUCCGCAGCCCAUGGGCUCGCUCCACUUCCGAUUAAAAAUCGAACGGCCGGAGAACUCGUCUUCCAGUCUGGUGUUUACCUAUGCUCUGGUCCACGGCAGCCACUCCGAGGUAGCCUUUCUGCCGAACCUCUGCGACCGUAUCGAGUUCUCCAGCAACCAGUUGCUGGGACCGCCAGUUAUGAUCUAUCGCCACACCAUGUCGCAUUGCAAGAAGCUUCUGAUCGACCGGGGAAUCUACGCUCGUCUCCUGAUCACCCGUCACGAUUCGAGGUUGCCAUUGUGAAAUUUCAUCAAGUUUUAAUAUUCAUCCAUCCAUCCACAUCCCGAACAAGCAUCCCCAAAUGGAAACAUCACUAGUCUGUACAAUCAUCAUGAGAUCAAUCAUCACACAGUUAAAUUUGAUUUAUCACUCGGAUCGCUACUCUACUGCUCAUCUGGAGCAGAGCUUCAAUCAUUUUGAUUGAGGUAAACACAAUUUGUAUUUUAGAGGUAGAGCUUGCAGCGCUCCCAGAGAGGAAGAAACAUAAUCGCACAGGAGAUCUGCCCGUUCCGUUCCGUUCCCGUCCUUGGAGCACUUCGAAUUGGUCACAUUGCCGGGCUGUUUACAGUGAAGCAUCGUUAAGACAACAAUGCGAGUGCAUGCCGGAGAAACCAAAAGCAAUUACGCCGUCUUGUUGACCAGAAACGACUAGAAAAACAGAAAAGCAGCCGAACCAGGAUGGAUUGGGGGAGAUGAGAUGGGACAGAGCGGGACAGAGAGCAAAAACAUGUACAUGUCCGGUGCAAUAAACAUUCAUUACGAAUGGGCCAAAGUGCCACAAACAGAGAAGGAUACGGAUACGUAUACGGACAGCCAGCUUGCUGAAAAGAAAGCGACCAUAUAGUAUACUCGUAGUUGGGCUGGCCUUAGUUUUUAUGGCACAGCUGCCACUGGCAAGCAGACAGCCAGGAAAUCAAAGCAGGGCACAGGACACAGGACACAGGACACACACAGGCGCGUAGGAGUAGCAGAGGAAUACUUUGCUCCGGAAUUGAACAAUAAAAUAAAUGAUAUUUGCCCAAGUA